This is a messenger RNA of Guyanagaster necrorhizus, 484 nucleotides long. RefSeq lists its product as uncharacterized. Bases 131 to 373 code for a protein of 80 amino acids. The transcript is spliced from 4 exons. Lineage: Eukaryota; Fungi; Basidiomycota; Agaricomycetes; Agaricales; Physalacriaceae. The record is from RefSeq and is a predicted model, not a curated record.
CAUGCACUACACUCGAAGCAGUCUGAUGAGGCCACGUGGUUCCUACUGAACGAUGGAAUAAUGACCAGGUAACCAUUCAAGCAAAAUGAUGAUAUGGCAGAAGAGUUGAGGAAUCGUUCAGCUCAACGAGAUGGGUAAUAAUAGACUACGAUCUUUUACAGCCAAAGGUCCUCGGAAUGUUCAUACAAGAAUUAUGGCGACCCUGAAUGCAGCUAAUAUUGUAUCUUGGAACUCUACACUCAUGCUGACUUCGGCUUGGCCCGCAGGUUAUGCCUCUGUUCAUCUAAGCCAAAUCGCAAUGCUCUGCCCUCUUCGUCCAGGGUAUCGGAACAAAUGCUCAAAUGAAGUAGCAGCAUUCGUUGCUCGGUACUAAGACGGUCGCUCUCAGGCCUCCCAAGCAGUUUUCCGGUACGAUAUUCUUUGUCACAGUGCUGACGGUUAUGGGCGACUGUGGAGUGUGGACCGUCUCUUGCAACAUCGAAUC